This is a messenger RNA of Paramecium pentaurelia, 359 nucleotides long. Lineage: Eukaryota; Ciliophora; Oligohymenophorea; Peniculida; Parameciidae. The record is from the annotation of a GenBank genome assembly.
UGUGAUGCGAGGUUUCUUUGCUAUCACAAGAGCUUUUAUAGCUCCAAUUUCUAAAACUACUUACAGAUUCUCUUUCUAAUAAUAGAAAAUUCAAAUGAGAAUGUAUUUGAAUUAUCUAAUAUUAUAGUGUACUCAAUCAAAUAAAUCAAAUUAUACGACUGUCUUCUACUAUUUCAGGAUUGCGAAUUGCAAAUCAAUUUGAUUUAUCACUAUUCUCUUUAUUAGAAGAGGCUUAAGGUAUUUUUUUAGUCUAUUUAUUAUAGGUAAUUCAUUUAUAUUUUAUGAAAAUCAAGACGACUCUGCGGUUUUAGAUAUUAGGCAGAUUGGUUUACACUUAGGAUGUUUAUGCACCCUUUGAU